Meloidogyne enterolobii is the source of this 259-nucleotide messenger RNA. NCBI's taxonomy places the organism in Eukaryota, Metazoa, Nematoda, Chromadorea, Rhabditida, Meloidogynidae. The record is from the annotation of a GenBank genome assembly.
UUGCCCGGUUUACCCGGAAAUGGAGGAAAUAAUCCUGGUCCACGCCCAACACCUCCAACAAGAACAGGUAGCCCUGGAUUGCCCGGUUUACCCGGAAAUGGAGGAAAUAAUCCUGGUCCACGCCCAACACCUCCAACAAGAACAGGUAGCCCUGGAUUGCCCGGUUUACCCGGAAAUGGAGGAAAUAAUCCUGGUCCACGCCCAACACCUCCAACAAGAACAGGUGGCACAGGAGCUCCAGGACUUCCAGGCAGGAUAA